GUCGGGUCCCGGGAACCUAACUCUAAGGAGAGGAGGGGGGCCAUGGAUUUAGGGGGGAGGGGAAAUCCAUGGGGGGUACCCCCCGGAACCCCUUUGCCUGGCGCGCGCUCUGCGCUGGAAGAGGCGCGGAGAGACGCUUUCUACAGGAUCUUACGUGUGGGGGCGGCUGGCUGGGGGGCUUGUCCGGCCCAGCGCCCAAGGCUUGGGAAAAAGAGAGUUGGAGCAGGAAGCGGACUACGUGCAGGGCCAUGGCCUAGGCCCUCCGGCCCGGGCGCCGGCCGCAAUGACCACUUUGCCCUGCCCCCUCCCUGGCCCAGACGCCUCCAAAGUUGUCUUCCCAGACCUCACCCCUGUUGCGUCGGUAGUGGCUGCCUAUCCUCUUGGCCUGUCCCCUACAACCGCAGCCUCCCCUGAUUUGUCCUACUCCACGCCGUAUAGCCACCUCCUAUCCUACCCGUAUACCGGGCCAGCGACCCCCAAGGCCCCCUACCUGUCCUACCAGCAAACCGCGGCGCAUUCUCAGCCCCUCCACGGCCCCGCGGAGCACCCACAGGAACCAGAGGCAGACUCUGAAAAGCCGCUGCUGUCCCGGGAGCCCUCGGAGCGACGCCCGCAGGCCCCGGUCAAGAAGCUGCGCAAGCCAAGGACCAUCUACUCCAGCCUGCAACUGCAGCACCUGAACCAGCGUUUCCAGCACACGCAGUACCUGGCGCUGCCCGAGAGGGCCCAGCUGGCAGCGCAGCUUGGCCUCACCCAGACCCAGGUAAAGAUCUGGUUUCAGAACAAACGCUCUAAGUACAAGAAGCUCCUGAAGCAGAACUUUGGGGGGCAGGAAGGAGACUUCCCUGGGAGGACCCCUUCCGCGUCUCCCUGCUCCCCACCGCUUCCCUCCCUCUGGGAUCUACCCAAGGUGGGAGCCCUGCCCACAGGUGGCUAUGGCAACAGCUUUGGAGCCUGGUAUCAGCAUCACUCCCCAGAUGUGCUGGCUUCACCUCAAAUGAUGUGAGUCUGGGCAAGGGCAGCUUCAGCCCCCAGCCCACCUGCACCUCUCCUGGGCCUGCAGAAAACCAGCUCCACAUGGGUUUUCUCUGGAGAACAAGGAGCUAGAGAAGAAAACAACAGGAUGAGGUGGAGUCCUCUACCCCCACCAAAAGAGCUAAAUCAAGAACCUCAGCCUUAACCACUGCUUCUUACCACUACUAUGGACUGGACACCUUCCCUCCAGCUGGAGAGAGUCAUUGGAUGGGUCUGAGACUGCCACCAGGGUCCUUGGUCUUGCCACUCCCAUCCCUUCCCUCCCCCCCCCCCCAGGCUGCAGCCCCACCACAGCCUGAAGUGAAAACCAACAAGAGUUUUUUUUCUCUCUCUCUUUUUGUCCUUUGCCCAUCUUAUUUGUGGACAAAAGCAGAAGUGGAUGUUCAGUCCCAACUAGCCACUAAUUUUUCCUGGAGGUCAGCCCAUUUCCCUCAUAACUGAUACACUUGUUCACCAUCCUGUGAGGUAGAAAGGAUGCAGGGAACUGUGAAGUUUUGGGACCUGUGGGUAAUUUAUGCUCUCCUCCUAAAUAAGCCCUCUUUUCCCCAUGUCUACCCAGUUUGAGUAGACAAUGGAUCCAAUUAUCCAUAGAAUUCAACAGGUAUUUAUUAAGAGGCUACCCUCUCCUCCACCCCUGCCCCUAAUACCUAACAAAACCACAUGCACACACUCUUGGAAACCCAGUUGGGUAAAACUUGGGGGGACAUAGGCUCUCUGGAUGAGUGCAGGUGUAGACAUCCCCAAAUAGGUAGGGCAGGGCUGGCGAUUCAGUUCUUCAUGGCUGUCUCUGUCCAAAGGAAGUGCUCAGAUUGAUUACCAAUCUGACUAGCAUAACUUAAGCUCUUACCCUCCUUCAUACCACAACC
Nycticebus coucang (slow loris) is the source of this 1901-nucleotide messenger RNA. RefSeq names its product distal-less homeobox 4 (gene DLX4). The record is from RefSeq and is a predicted model, not a curated record. The transcript is spliced from 3 exons. Gene Ontology annotation, molecular function: DNA-binding transcription factor activity, RNA polymerase II-specific; RNA polymerase II cis-regulatory region sequence-specific DNA binding. The coding region runs from base 284 to 1006 and encodes 240 amino acids. Gene Ontology annotation, biological process: negative regulation of transcription by RNA polymerase II; embryo development; cell differentiation. Lineage: Eukaryota; Metazoa; Chordata; Mammalia; Primates; Lorisidae.